Molecule: messenger RNA, 1161 nt
Organism: Pseudocercospora fijiensis CIRAD86
Lineage: Eukaryota; Fungi; Ascomycota; Dothideomycetes; Mycosphaerellales; Mycosphaerellaceae
Exons: 2
Coding region: 1-1161 (386 amino acids)
Biological process (GO): L-methylmalonyl-CoA metabolic process
Cellular component (GO): mitochondrion
Molecular function (GO): methylmalonyl-CoA epimerase activity
Source: RefSeq, a predicted model, not a curated record
AUGGCUGCUGCUGACACAGCGACUUGGACGCCGCCCACUGGCAACAGCUCACAGUUCGGCAAGGAUCGACCAGUGACCAUCACAGCGAACGCAGACAACAGCAUAGAAAUCAAGCCCAAUCGAGGUGCAACCAUCUCAGACAUAGAAGCCAUAGGACCGGAGUCAGAACCUCUACGGCAAUGGCAGAAGAGAGUGGGAAUCGAUAGAUCCAAGCAGGUCAAGCUUGUGAAGCUGGCUCACAUGCGUUACCAGCACCCUGACCUGCCGAAGAUCCGGAAGUUCUUGAUAGAUUUUGGCAUGCAUAUUGCAAAAGAGACGGAAGAAGAAAUCUGGUUUCGAGGGUACGGCACAGAUCAAUACGUAUACUAUGCACGAAAAGGCGAGAUGAAAUUCCUCGGUGGCACAUACGAAGUGGAAUCAAUGGAAGAGCUGGAAAAAGCGUCAAAACUGCCAGAAGCACAGGGACCAAUCGAGGAGAUAAAGGACGCCCCUGGAGGAGGAUAUUUCCUUACCCUUCAAGAUCCAGAAGGCUUCCCUGUCAAUCUAAUGUACGGUCAGACUCCAGCAGCCACAGGAGCAGAGUGGCCAGAAAAGGUCAUAUACAAUUACGAAGGAGAAGACAAACCUCGCGUGAGGAAGUUCAAUCGCUUCACGCCUGGUCCAGCCGCUGUGCAUAAGCUUGGUCACUACGGACUUUGCGUACAGAAGUUCCCAGAGCAACUUGAGUGGUACACCAGGACCUUCAAUCUCGCACCCACCGACUUCCUUUAUAUUCCCGCUGGCGACGGCAAAACGAAGGACGUCGCGGUCUUUGCACACAUCGAUCGAGGCGAGACAUGUGUCGAUCACCAUACUUUCUUCAUGUCAACCAAUCCCACAUCGCAUGUACACCACGCCUCUUUUGAAGUACAUGACUACGACACGCAGCAACUUGGACAUCAAUGGUUAGGGAAGCAAGGCUACACAAGUGUAUGGGGCAUCGGAAGGCAUAUUCUGGGUUCUCAGAUAUUCGACUAUUGGUGGGAUACAACGGGGAACAUGAUCGAGCAUUAUGCGGACGGUGAUCUGGUCAAUCAAGAUACACCUGUGGGCUGGGGACCAGCUGGCGAUGAGAGCCUGGCAGUCUGGGGUCCUGAAGUUCCGAGCUGGUUUCUGCACUAA